Messenger RNA from Portunus trituberculatus (swimming crab), 4753 nucleotides. Its product is annotated as raf homolog serine/threonine-protein kinase Raf-like. The record is from RefSeq and is a predicted model, not a curated record. Gene Ontology annotation, molecular function: protein kinase activity; ATP binding. The transcript is spliced from 14 exons. Gene Ontology annotation, biological process: signal transduction; protein phosphorylation. The coding region runs from base 53 to 2569 and encodes 838 amino acids. Lineage: Eukaryota; Metazoa; Arthropoda; Malacostraca; Decapoda; Portunidae.
CUCCUUUUGAGCCUUUAGCCAUUUGUAAAUCGAGGCAGAAGGGUUGAAGAAGAUGGCGGGUGUGGGGGAAAGAGGCAGUAAUUCUCCUUCCCCUGUCCAUACACCUGACCGCUUUGAAGAGGGAUCGGAAAAAGACGAUCUGGUGAAAGAGCUUGACAACAUCCAGAACAUCAUUCACUUCACCAAGAAGCACAUAGAUGACCUCAACUCAAGAUUCGCCGGCUUCCAGCACCCACCAUCGCUCUAUCUAACAGAGUACACGGAGCUGACGGGGAAGCUGCACCGAUUUGAGGCCAAGGAGCAGGAGAUUCUGGAGCUGCUGAGUCUGAGUGGUCCCAGCGAACACUCCACGCAGACCAACGGCUGCCACGACGACCACUCCGACGCACACCACGCACCCUCCGACGACACCGACUCAGGCUUCCACGCACCCUCGCAGAGCACAAGCAGCAAUGGUGUGUGCGAAGAGGUUACCCGGUCCACACCCCAGUCACCCCUCCGGUCCGUGGUCCGGGCGCACCUCCCCAACAAGCAGCGUACCACAGUCCCAGUGCAGCCUGGUCGAACCCUCAAGGAUGCGCUGGCCAAGGCCCUCAACCUGCGGAAACUGUCACCUGAUGUCUGCAUUGUGUACCGGAAAACUAAUCCUAAGGUGAGGAUGUCGUGGGACUCGGACAUUGCACUGCUGGAGGGGGAGGAGAUUGUGGUGGAGGUGCUGGAGAAGUUCCCAGUCACCACUUCAAUAUCCCAUAACUUUAUUAGGAGAACAUUCUUUUCCCUGGCCUUCUGUGAUAACUGCCGCAGACUCCUCUUCCACGGGUUUGUCUGCCGCACGUGUGGGUAUCGUUUUCACCAGCGAUGUUCCGUAGGGGUGCCGACUCUGUGCCAGCAGGACCAACGGAUCACUAACAACAUAUACCAGCAUCCUUCCUCCCACAGCCUGCUAGCGUCCCACUCCGACAACCCAGCGGGGAUCUUGGCCUCCACAGGGUACGGUGUGAACCCCAGCAGCCACUCCAACCUCAUCAGCUCAUAUGGGGGUGCCUAUGGUGUGCACUACAUUGUGGGUUACCGAGGUCAGUAUCCCAGCCACUACACUGGUGGUGGCGCGGCAGGGCAGGUCCCCCCCUCCGCGCCCAGGCCCGCCCCAGCACCAUUGGCCCCCCGCGAUCGCUCCUCCUCUGCUCCCAACGUAUGCAUCAACUUGGUCAACUCAAACAUCCCCUCGGAUGCUGCCUCCCUCGCUGAAUUUGCUCACAGGAUGGGCAGGAACUAUAACCCCACCAGUCCAGACCUCCACUUCUUUGGCUCCUCCACCUUCUACAACAUGCAUGAUGAGAGCAGGGUGGCCUACAGCCCCCUCACCCACAACGCCAACCUAGCCAUGCACCCCGCAGGGUACCCUGGCACGGGGGUACUGGCCCCGCCCCCUCCCACCAGCCCCACCAGCAGCCCCACCCGGCCAGUGCAGGGGUCCCAUUCAGCCCAGGCCUCUCCCACCAACACCCUGAAGGCGGUGCGGCCACGGGCACGCUCAGCUGAUGAAUCUGUCUCAGGCAAGAAGGUGCGGCAGUCCUCCAAAGAUACGGUGGAGGACUGGGAAAUCCCCGUAGAUGAAAUCCUAAUUGGUUCUCGCAUUGGGUCAGGCUCCUUUGGGACGGUCUACCGGGGACACUGGCACGGUCCGGUGGCGGUCAAAACUCUCAACGUGCGGGACCCAACACCAGCGCAGUACUCAGCGUUCAAAAAUGAAGUGUCAGUCCUUAAGAAAACAAGGCAUGUAAAUAUUCUGCUAUUUAUGGGGUGUGUGAAGACUCAGCAGCUGGCCAUCGUGACCCAGUGGUGUGAGGGAUCCAGCCUCUACAAACACCUCCACGUGCAGGAGACCAAAUUUGAGCUUAUGCGAAUUACAGACAUAGCGCGGCAAACCUCUCAAGGCAUGGAUUAUCUCCACGCCAAGAACAUUAUCCAUCGAGACCUCAAGUCCAACAAUAUAUUCCUUCACGACGACUACACUGUCAAGAUUGGAGACUUUGGGCUGGCCACUGUCAAGGGCGGCAGGUGGAUACAGGAGAGUCAGGGGGGCCGACAAAUCCAGCAGCCAUCAGGAUCAAUACUCUGGAUGGCCCCUGAGGUGAUCCGCAUGCAGGAUGAGAACCCCUACACCUCCCAAAGUGAUGUGUAUGCGUUUGGUAUUGUCCUGUAUGAGCUGUUCUCCGGGUGUCUCCCUUACUCACACAUCAACAACAAGGACCAGAUCCUGUUUAUGGUGGGGCGGGGUUACCUGCGGCCAGACACCACCCACCUUCGCUCCGACAUGCCCAAGCCCAUUCGUCGCCUUUAUGAAGACUGCAUCAAGUACAACAGAGAUGAUCGGCCUCUAUUUCCUCAGAUCCUGGCCAACAUUGAGUCUUUGGUGCGUUCUCUACCCAAGAUCCACCGUUCCGCCAGCGAGCCCACCCUCACCCGUACCCAACUCAACACAGAUGAUAUGAUGUACCUCUGUGCCUCACCCAAGACGCCCAUCAACUCUGGGGCAUUUCUCUUCUCCACUGCUGGCAAUAUUUAGGCAGGCAGGAUCGGAGAUAGAGAGAGUGAGAGAGUGAGAGUGAGUCAGGAAUCUGUUUUAAGUCCUCUCUCCUUCCUUCCUUUCUUCCUUCUUUCCCCUGUUCCCUGUUUCUUCCUUCUUCUUCCGUCUUCUUCUUUUCCUCUGUCUCCUUUCUUGUCCGUCUCCUCCUCCUCCUCCUCCUCCUCCUCCUCCUCCUCCUCCUCCUCCUCCUCCUCCUCCUCCUCCUCCUCCUCCUCCUCUUCUCCAUAAAAAAGUAUUCCAUUUAGAGCGACCUAUUCAUGAUUUCCGACACCCAUCCCAUCCCAUCCCAUCCCAUUUCCCAUCCUUUCCCAUCAAUUGAACUGGAGCCAGAACCUUUUUUUCCAUCCCCCAUCUCCUUCCCUUUCUUUUUUUUCCGUCCCUUCGUUCUCCCGUUCUCUUUUCCUCGUUAUCGAUCUGUUUCUGUUGUUUUUUUUUUGUUUUUUUUUUUUGUUUUUUUUUUACCUGCCCCAUCUCAUCUGCUGGGGCUCCUGUUGUCGUCUUGAUUGUAGCCACAAGAUCCAGUCCACCUCGAUUCUCGCCACCACAGGAACACUUGCAUCACCAGGUCCUUGCUAAGCCACCUCCUCCCUCAGUUCAAUCACCAUCAGCGCUGUUUGUCGUCCACCCACAGCAGUGUAACUCAAUCUGACACCUCUGCUUGGCUCACAGCGAAUGGAUGCGCUGUCUUGCCAAGUGAGUGAAAGGCUGGUGUAUUACAUCAGAAGUUAAGGAAGUUAUUGGGCGUUCUUGCAGUCCUGGCAGUCAGUCUUACCCCGUCUUACCCCUCCCUGAGCUCUGUCCCUCCUUGUGUCAGUUGAGCCGACAUGCUGCCUGGCCCCGGGCUGUGAGUGAAGUCUGCGUUUGUCAUGUUUCAUUUUUUUCGUUGCUCAAAUCUUUGUAGUCGCAUUGGACAAACAUUGACGUGAGGUUCUGUUGCAGGUCUCGAUGUGUUUUUUUUUUAUUAAUAAUGAUAAUAUUUUUGUUAUUAUUAUUAUUAUUAUUAUUAUUUAAUUAUGAUUUAAUUAUUAUUAUUAUUAUUAUUAUAUAAUUAUUAUUAUUAUUUUUAACUUGCCUGGCUGCUGCUGCUGCUGCCAUUGCUGGUGUGUGUGUGUGUGUGUGUGUGUGUGUGUGUGUGUGUGUGUGUGUGUGUGUGUGUGUGUGUGUGUGUGUGUGUGUGUGUGCUGAUAUGAGUGUGUGUGUGUGUAUGUAUGUGUGUGUUAAGACUGCAGCAUCACGCCACCACCACAUUCUGACAUUGUCUCUGUACUUGUCAUUUUAUUGUAAAUAUGUUUUAUAUUUUUGUUAGUACAUGUCCUGCUCCCCUGAGGGAGUGUUGUGCCACUCUCCCCAAUUGUUUGCGUUGGUGUGAGGAGUGAGAGCCUUGAGCCUCAGCCUCGCCGGGCGGCGGGGCGGGGCGGGGCGGGCGCCUGGCGACCUUUGCCGUGUAAAGACGGUGACUUGUGGCGCGACAGUGAGUGUUCGGUUUGGCCCACGCAGCACAAAUAGGUUGUAAGUUACACUAAGCAUUUAGCAGCCCAUCCCUCCUCUUACUGCAACAUUCCAUUUAUUGAUUUGACAGGUACUGUCACUGAUCUCUUGUGCUGUUGUUAUGGCUUCAAAAUCUAUUUUUAUCUACUUUAAUAUUGACAUUUUUUCAAUGAAGACUGCAACAGAAUUUUUCCUGGAGAGUGUGUCAUGAUUGGCUUGUUUACACCUGAAGGCAAGACUGUGUCAGUGAAGCUGUUGAUGUAAACACCUCAUGGCUUUAGUAGGCAAACAUGCAUUUGGUACUGAACUGACCUUCAAAUUCUGUGGAAACACCACCAGCAAGCAGUGCGGCGGCGCGCUUGCCUGGCAGCAGCCCGGUGCUGGCCCAGUGCUGGUCCAGCGUCGGGCCGGGCAGUGCCAGGCCGCCGCCGCACACCCUCAGGACCUGAGGCGCCCACACAAGGCCGUGUGGUGGCGAGGCGGCUGGGAGGCAGCAGGGAGGCCACCAGGCCCUUCCCCCUCCCCCCUGCUCCGGACCCCUCAGUCCGUGUACAGACUUCACAUUCAGUGAUACUGUAGUGCAGUCAUCCCAUGUUCCAUUACCACAUUGUUUUAUCAUCAUCAAAAUGUUACUCUGUAUCAGCUUUAAUCAUUUUAAAAUAAAAGACGAGCUUC